Molecule: messenger RNA, 1506 nt
Organism: Neltuma alba
Lineage: Eukaryota; Viridiplantae; Streptophyta; Magnoliopsida; Fabales; Fabaceae
Product: rhodanese-like domain-containing protein 8, chloroplastic
Exons: 8
Coding region: 1-1326 (441 amino acids)
Source: RefSeq, a predicted model, not a curated record
AUGAAGCUCUCCUGUGAGGCUAUCUUCGGUGGACUCACUCCUAAAGUUACUGCUUCGUUCUCCUACAGGGACUGCGUUCCUUUCCAAAAGCAUCUUCUCAAUUUGGAAACCUUUUCUUCUGUCUCUUUCCGCCAUAGAAAAUGGUUUGUGCUCAUUUCACAGCCCAGCUUGGUGAAGAAGACGAAAGACAAUUUUGGCAGAACUGGUUGUUCCACUUCUAGCCAAUGCAAUGCUUCUGUAGCUUUUGAGGGUGAUUUCGUGGUGGUCAAUUUUUACCAUUUCGUGUUUAUCGAUGACCCGGAAGCAGAAGUCGCCAAGCACCUGGCGUUCAUGGAGGGUCUUGACAUAAAUGGCAGAAUUUACAUAAAUGAGCAAGGUAUAAAUGCGCAGUAUAGUGGACCAUCAAAGAAUGCUCUGGCAUAUGUUGAAUGGUUAAGGCAAGAUGACAGAUUUUCUGAUAUCCUGGUUCAGAUUUCUCCAUCACUAAAAGGGCAUGCCUUCCCGAGAUUGAAGUUGCGGUAUAAGCCCUCACUUGUACAGUUGGAAGGUGGCAUAUCACUUCUUCCUCUUCUUGAUUCUUCAAUGCGAGCAACACCUUUAGCCCCAUCAGAAUGGAGAAAUAGAUUGGAAGCAAUGAAUAGGACUGGUCUUGCUUCAAAAGAGUGUCCUGACACCAAUUACAUUCUAUUGGAUGUGAGAAAUGGUUAUGAGUGGGAUAUUGGACAUUUUCGUGGUGCUGUGCGCCCUAAUGUAGACUGCUUUAGAAGCACUUCAUUUGGCUGGUCCCAGGAAGAGGUGGCUGCCUCAGAUCCUUUAGCAAAUGUAGAUAAAGAAAAAACGAAUAUAUUGAUGUACUGCACUGGAGGGAUUCGUUGUGAUGUAUAUUCCACAAUACUGAGAAAGAAGGGCUUUCGGAAUCUGUACACCUUGCAGGGAGGUGUUUCUAACUAUCUAAAGAAUGAAGGUCCUACGGAAUGGGUAGGAAAUCUAUUUGUGUUCGACUCUCGUCUGUCUCUGCCUCCUUCUUCAUACCAUCCUGGAGCCACAACUGAAACAGGCAGCACUCAAGUCUCUGCAAAUGAUCAGUUUGCGAAAUGCUACAUAUGUGGUUCUCAAGUCAGUGAAUUGAGGCAUAGGAACUGUGCAAAUCUUGACUGCAAUUUGCUUUUCCUAUGCUGCAGAAAAUGUGUAAAAGAUGCAAGGGGAUGCUGUUGUUGGAGUUGCACAACUGCUCCUAGACUUAGGCCUGUCUUAGAUGGAGAUCAGAGAUACCAAAAAUGGCACAUCUAUCGCGAUAUUGAUGAGCAGAGCACCGUAACAACUUGAGCAUGAAUAUAUGGACCUUCCAUACAUCAGUAUCUUAUGUUAGCACUGUCAUUAAACUUCGAUUUAUUUUCAUUAUGUGGAUAUUGCAAGAGUGCUUUGGAAGAAAAUGGAAUGGAAUUUUACUGUAGUGCGAAUAGAUGCAAGGUUUAAUUUUUGAAAAAAGAAAAUUUAUAUUUCACA